AAGGGAAAGCGUUUAGCCUCGGUAGGAAAGCUCAAGGGGCAGCUGCUCUGGUUCGCCGCCCAGCAGCGCCAAAAAUCCGCACACGGAGACGGGCACCCCCACCCACGGGGCCACGGCCACCAAAGAGGGGAAAGCCCGAGGGGUGGCCUCCCGCCGGCUGCCUUUCCCACCCUGCUCUUCAGGGCACGGGGCCGCCACUUCGGGGACCCAGAGCAGGAGACGCCCAGCCAGCCCACGGAGCAGCAUGCAUCUGGAGGAUGGCUGAGGCGGGCCGAGGAAGCGCUGCCACCACCACUACCCACGGCUGGCUGCCCCGAAGUGAAAGGAGAGGAAUGAUUGCUGCGUGGGGAGCCUGGACUUGCUUUUUCCUGGUGGCCACUGUGCACAGCCUCCCGGCAGCCAGGAUUCCUAUUCCAGACCCCGAAGAAACGCCGACAAGAGCACCAUUAGAUUAUUUAAGGACCGAUACAACAUUCCUCGAGGAAUUGGUGGUUGGCAGUGGCGAGAACAUCGAACUCCUGUGUAACUCUCCAGGCUAUUCUAUGUCUGUCUUCUGGUAUAAAGAUGGCAUUGGGAUUUCACCUACUAACCGAACUCAUCUUGCCCAGAAGUUGUUAAGGAUUAUCAAUGUAUCUUACGAUGACUCUGGCCUGUACAGCUGUAAGCCAAGGCACUCCACUGAAAUGCUCAGGAACUUCACAGUACGAGUGACAGAUUCUCCAUCGUCGGGUGAUGAUGAAGAUGAAGAUGAAGAUGACUCUGAAGACGGAGUUGCCCCGUACUGGACCCGUCUGGAGAUAAUGGAUAGGAAGCUUCUGGCUGUUCCCGCCGCAAACACUGUUCGCUUUCGCUGCCCAGCUGCUGGAAAUCCCUCUCCGUCUAUACACUGGCUGAAAAACGGCAAAGAAUUCAAAGGAGAGCACCGUAUUGGGGGCAUCAAACUGCGACAUCAGCAGUGGAGCCUCGUCAUGGAAAGUGCAGUUCCGUCAGACCGAGGCAACUACACCUGUGUGGUGCGGAAUAAAUAUGGCAUCAUUUGGCAUACCUACCAGCUCGAUGUUCUUGAAAGAUCACCCCACCGUCCUAUUCUCCAGGCAGGAUUGCCUGCUAACCAGACUGUGGUGAUUGGGAGUGACGUUAAAUUCCUUUGCAAAGUGUACAGCGAUGCCCAGCCUCACAUCCAGUGGCUGAAACACGUGGAGGUCAACGGAAGCAAGUAUGGACCAGACGGGACUCCGUAUGUCACUGUCCUAAAGUCUUGGAUCAGUAAAAACCCCGAAGCCGAUGCUUACCUAAAUUUGUCUAAAGUGACAGAACAAGAUGAAGGCGAAUAUCUAUGUAGAGCCAACAAUUUCGUAGGCAGAGCCGAAAAAUCAUUUUGGCUCCACAUUGACAAAUCAAAACCAGCGGAAAAGCGAGUUGCCGUGGACGAUUCCAGCUCCCUUUAUGCAGGCAUCCUCAGCUAUGGGACUGGCUUCGUUCUGUUCAUCUUGGUGGCCGUGGUGGUGGUUAUCUAUAGAAUUAAAAGGCCCUCCAAGAAACCGAUUAACACCACUACUGUUCAGAAAGUCUCCAAGUUCCCACUCAAGAGACAGCAGGUAUCUUUGGAGUCCAACUCCUCCAUGAAUUCUAACACUCCUCUAGUCAGGAUCACCCGCCUUUCCUCCAGUGAUGGACCAAUGCUGGCCAACGUCUCAGAGCUUGAGUUGCCAGCUGACCCCAAGUGGGAACUGGCAAGAUCUCGCCUGACUCUAGGAAAGCCGUUGGGCGAAGGCUGCUUUGGUCAAGUAGUAAUGGCAGAAGCAAUGGGGAUCGAUAAAGAGAAACCAAACAAGCCUAUCACGGUCGCGGUCAAGAUGCUGAAAGAUGAUGCCACAGACAAAGAUCUUUCUGACUUAGUCUCAGAAAUGGAAAUGAUGAAAAUGAUUGGGAAGCACAAGAACAUCAUUAAUCUCUUGGGGGCCUGCACACAGGAUGGUCCUCUCUAUGUCCUGGUGGAAUAUGCGUCAAAGGGGAACUUGCGAGAAUAUCUUAGAGCCCGCCGGCCGCCUGGCAUGGAUUACUCUUUUGAUACCUGCAAGCUGCCUGAGGAACAGUUAACGUUUAAAGACUUAGUCUCCUGCGCCUACCAGGUGGCACGAGGGAUGGAGUACUUGGCAUCUCAGAAAUGUAUCCAUCGGGACUUGGCAGCUAGAAAUGUUUUGGUCACAGAAGACAAUGUGAUGAAGAUAGCUGACUUUGGCCUUGCCAGAGAUGUUCACAAUAUUGAUUAUUACAAGAAGACAACCAAUGGUCGGCUGCCUGUGAAAUGGAUGGCUCCAGAAGCAUUGUUUGACCGUGUGUAUACGCACCAGAGUGAUGUAUGGUCCUUUGGAGUGCUGCUAUGGGAGAUCUUCACUUUGGGAGGGUCUCCCUAUCCAGGAAUUCCAGUCGAGGAACUCUUCAAACUCCUAAAGGAAGGCCAUCGCAUGGAUAAGCCAGCAAACUGCACCCAUGAUUUGUACAUGAUUAUGAGGGAGUGCUGGCAUGCCGUACCUUCCCAGCGGCCAACCUUUAAGCAACUAGUUGAAGACCUGGAUAGAAUCCUGAUAGUGACCUCAACUGAUGAAUACAUUGACCUGUCUGUGCCUUUUGAGCAAUAUUCGCCUGCGGACCAGGAUACGCAGAGUGCCUGCUCUUCAGGGGAUGACUCUGUAUUUGCACAUGACCUUCUCUCCGACGAGCCCUGUCUCCCCAAACAGCAAGCAAAAGGCAUCGUCAGGACAUGAUGGCAGACGCCCGCAAGGAAGAGACUCGUGAAUGUACGUUUGGGGGGAGUCCGGAAGAAAAACCUGAGGGAGGAUUUCAUGACUCUCCUCCGUGGCGCAGAAGAUUUGUAAUGCCGCGAAGCCAUACAAA
Messenger RNA from Zootoca vivipara (common lizard), 2898 nucleotides. The record is from RefSeq and is a predicted model, not a curated record. NCBI's taxonomy places the organism in Eukaryota, Metazoa, Chordata, Lepidosauria, Squamata, Lacertidae.